UAUGGUGAUGUCACGGGUGGGCGGAGCCGAGUGAUAUCUGCUGCAUCUGGUACACUUGAUCGAGCGGUUCCCGGGGAUGCAACCACAAAUUUAACAUCGGUUCCUUUAACGCACUGAAAUUAUAUCACGACGUCGGGGCCGACGAAAGGAUUGUUGAGGACCUGAUUUGACAUGGCUGAGCAGCAGAGGCAGCGAACUCUCUCCACCUCUGGAGAAUCUCUCUAUCAUGUGCUGGGUGUCGACAAACUGGCCACUGUCGAUGACAUCAAGAAGUCAUACAGGAAAUUGGCAUUGAAAUAUCACCCUGACAAGAAUCCCGACAACCCUGAGGCAGCUGAUAAGUUUAAAGAGAUCAACAAUGCCCAUGCCAUUCUUAACGACUCAACAAAGAGAAACAUCUAUGAUAAGUAUGGCUCUCUUGGACUUUAUGUGGCUGAACAGUUUGGUGAAGAGAACGUCAACACUUAUUUUGUCCUGUCCAGCUGGUGGGCCAAGGCUCUGUUUAUUUUCUGUGGCCUGGCUACAGGCUGCUACUUCUGCUGUUGCCUGUGCUGUUGUUGUAACUGCUGCUGUGGGAAGUGUAAACCGCGGCCACCUGAGGGACAGGAACAGGAAUUCUAUGUCUCCCCCGAAGACUUAGAGGCCCAACUGCAGUCCGAUGAGAGAGAGGCAGGUGGAGGUGAGCCCAUCGUGAUGCAGCCCUCGUCUGCCACAGAAACCACCCAGCUAACGUCUGACGGUUACCAUACUACUUACCACACUGACACCGGCUUCAAUUAAAUGCUCCACUCUCUUCACCUCCACCCUGUGGAUUGUCUCUCACCAUUCUGCGCCAUCUCUCCAAGAGGAAAAAAAAUGGAAAGAAUCCUUCAACUACAAUUAAAAAAGCCUGUUUCUGAGAGGAGGAAAGCCAGCGAUGGAGCUGAAUUCUUUACCAUAUCCCGUCUCUUAUUCACACACCACUUCCUUCACCCACACAAGAGUGGCUCACAUUCGCCUCACCGUACCGUAGCUUAUAAAUCGAGCUUAAGAAAAAAGAUAAAAAAAGAUCCUGUUGUUGACCCUGAUCUCUUUGUUGCCUUCAACAUCCGAUCUUGCCUUCCACUCGUUCCGUCGCUCCUCCUCCAGCCAGAUUUGCUCGUCGUCCUGUGGCAUGCACUGUUCCUUGACUUCGUUUUUUGGUAUAUUUAUUGACAUGAAAUGUUUGUUCCCAUUUAUAAGUACUUGAGUGUGGUUUAAAGUUGACUCCGUGAACUUGCCAUAGGUGUUCGAAGACUAGUGCGACUGUGCUGAGAAACAACAGGAAUAUAAUUCAUUUUUAAAAUCUCCAAUAUUCUGCUGCAUACCUCUUAUUCCUGGUUCACUGCAGAGUUUGAAUCUUUUGUGUCCCUGUAGUAAAUUUUAUCUGCUUUGUGUCAUGUAAUUGAGUUCAGUUUUGAAAUUAACCGCAACAUUCAACGUUAAUUGGAUUCUUUGGAUCGCUUUGCUUUGUUUAUCCAUAAGUAGUGUUGUUUUUUGUUUUAUUAGAGCUUUUUUUCUGAGAGAGAGAUACAAAUGAUGCAAAUUCUAAUAUUUCAUUCCUUCCUAGUAUUUUGCUCAUUUACAUCUGGGUGUUGGUGUUCCUGUCUUAUUCUGAGAACCAUUUGUAACAAGCUGAGCCAAACUUAGGACUCUUCUCUAUAUAUGGAAUGGAUUUAACUGUCAUCUCUGUGUAGUGUAGUUGUUCGUUGAUGUGCGAUAACAUGUUGGGCUCUUGGCUUUGGUCUUAGUGUUAAGCUCAGUUUGGCCCAGUUGUGUCUCUAUUCUCUCAUCAAAAGAGAAUUGUGAACACAAUCUGACAUAGACUCCCAUAGUGUCAUAUCACGGUGAGUGUGUACGUAAGGUGGAAACUAUAACAGAUGAGACAUUUUUAUAUAGAUAUACAAUCUAUACACAUCAUGUGUAUGUACAAUAUAUGUAUAUUUUGGUCAUUUUUAUAUUUUAGUUGUUGCCGCAUAUAGUUAUUAAGAUAACUAUGCUUGGUGUCUGUGGUAAUGGCCUCUUGGGGCCACUUGAGACUCCCUAUGCCAAGAUAUGCUGUCUAUUGUGAGAUAAACGCUUGUAUUUUAAAGAAUUUAAUUCCUAAGCGGUAGCCAUGUAUGAUGUUUGUUCUUACAAUUUAUUUAUUGAAGUGGCAAAGUUUUUUUGUUAACACUACUAGCAUCUUGAUACAUGCUUCAAGUCCAAGGACAAAAUAUGUAUAUUAGCCCUAAAAGAGUGAAGCCUGUUUUUAGGACUUUUCUGUAAUGUGUUUACAUUACAGCAGUGGUCAUGGGAUUGUUCUCUGCAGUAUAAGGAUAGAGAGAAAUAUUCUGAAUUGGCAUGAAAAUAAUGCUAAAAUCGUAAUUGUCUUAAAAAUAGGCUUUUUCACAAUGAAGCAAAUAGAAGACUAUGUAAGAGAUUUUGUUUCUUGGCAGUUGUGCUUUCCUUCAUUUUGUUAAACUGCAAGUUCGUCACCAAACUUGAAAUCCUUGAUGUCCUGAAGAUUAUUUGAGCAGCUAAGGUUUGAUUCUACCUGCAAACAAAAGCAUUUAUUUGAUAGUUCCUCCUCCU
This is a messenger RNA of Carassius carassius (crucian carp), 2592 nucleotides long. Its product is annotated as dnaJ homolog subfamily C member 5-like. Bases 172 to 780 code for a protein of 202 amino acids. NCBI's taxonomy places the organism in Eukaryota, Metazoa, Chordata, Actinopteri, Cypriniformes, Cyprinidae. Gene Ontology annotation, biological process: regulation of synaptic vesicle cycle. The transcript has 5 exons. The record is from RefSeq and is a predicted model, not a curated record. Gene Ontology annotation, cellular component: intracellular membrane-bounded organelle; presynapse; membrane.